GGAUGCGGCGGCGACGCGAGGUUCGCGGCAUCGCCAGAUUGAGCUCCUGAGGCAGCGUGUUGUGCAAGGAGCGUGUUCUCUCUGUCUCUGUGCGUGUAAAUAAGCGGUGAAAGAGCGACGCGACGCGUAACUAGGUACGUGUACGUAUUGACAUAUUGAAGUUUGACAUGUCAGGAUUCAAGCUAGGAAUUCUACGUUUAGGAAGAGCCGCAGGCAAGACAAAGUACGCUCUGCUGGAUGAACGUGACAUUUCUCUAGUCGAGCAUUUCCAUUUUGAGGCCAAGCUCGAAGUGGACAGAGACGGCAAUGGUGCUAAGAUAUACGCGUACGCGUACGAUGUGGGCAGGGGCCGAGCCUUUGGACAGUACCUCCAUGAACUACUCUGGGAGAAGCAUUGCGGUGGUAUAGCACCUGGGUACAAGGUAAUACACAAAAACAGCGUGACUGUAGACAACCGACUAGAAAAUCUCGAGCUAGUUCCAGGCUCUCACAGCUCGGGUCGUUCUGAUGAGCCCUUCACAAAAAACCGAGAGCAGAGCCUUUACUGGGUGGCCAUACAACAACUACCGAUUGACCCACUAGAAGAUCACUUGCCUGAGAGAGUAAGGACAAAAUUCUACAAUGCCAAUGGAGAGAUUGUAGAGGAAGAAGAUGAUAGCACAUGUUACUACGAGUGUCACUACGCACCCUGUACGAAUAUGGAGCGAGAGCUACGCGAGUUUAGUAUAUGUGGCAGAUGCCAACAAGCUAGAUACUGUGGUACGUAUUGUCAGCAGCGGGACUGGCCAAUGCACAAACGAUACUGUCGAGAGAAGCGAAGGCCUGUCAUCACAGAACGUCCACCCGAGCGCUAAUGGCGCCAUCUAGGACCACAUUGUCAUACUGCCAUGCUGCAACGGUCACCAAGCUGCGUUGUUGUGAGCUCUUGAAGUCUGAGGCCAGUCACUCACCGUGUGAAGAUUAUUUGUCUGUAACGAAAUUACCAAAGCCGUACAUACCAAGCUGAACUUACUGAGCUUCUCGUGAUUGUCUGGGUUUGCCUUUUUAAUGCCCCUCAGUAUUCACUUUUCUUUAAACAGUCAUCAUUGCAGAAUGGCAAGAGAGAGAGAGUGAAGGCAAAUGAAGGCUGUCACGAGAAUAGGAUACACUGUUCGGGGGUGUUUAAGUAAGCUGGGAUAACUUUAGUGGUAUCGAACAUUGAUGGUAUAGCUAUAUCUAGUCGAGUAGCUUGAUCGCUCUGUACGUAGCUUGCUUAUAAUCUUUCUCAAUUAGAUGUGAGCAUCCUAACUCCAGUGUGGUAGCUCCUUUUAAUUAACAGCAUUUGUAGGGGUUACAUAAUGAAUUUGAACACCAGUUUACACCGUUAUUUAGCUUUGGUAGUUGGUAAUGAAAGCCAACCAUCAAGGGCAUGUGCUUUUAAAUUGGGUUACAAAAACAUUUGAGCUUGUCUGAAAUGUUUCGGGCACAUUCGAAUUGAGGUCAGUAUAAUGUCAGCAGUGAAAGGCAGCAGAUUUUUUAUUAAUUGUGGAAUCUAGGGCUCGAUUCGUGUAGUGCGCCUUUAUCUAGGUCAAGAGCUGUACACAUUUGCUUAUGGUGGCCCGGAAAACAACGUAUUGUACAUAUAUUUAUACUACACAUGUCUAUUAACAGAGUAUCUAUCUAUUUAAUGUGAUAACAUCAGGAGAGUCAUGAUAUACGUGUGUAUAUCCGUUCCUCCUGAUAAACAUGAUCCCUGUGCAGUGGGUACAAGUGGUGCGGUGUUGCAUUACUCGAUUUUUUUGGGGAUACGAGUGUCGGUAGAUCGCGUGUACACGCCACUUCCCAGCUUCCGAAUAAGAAGUAGUAAAACCCAGCAGCAGAACGUUAUAAGAAUGUCUAACUAAAGUGAAACGUAGACCCAUGGCGCUCCUCUCGUUUCCAGGGUGUGCAUAAAUAUGAUGAGGGCUAUUCUAGCUGCAGCUUGCACAAAUGCUUGUAUUCGUGGUUUUUGGGUAUCUCCAAAAAACGGUGAUUAGGUCGUACUAGCUACACAGUAUACAGCCUCGGUUCAAAUAAGAUUUUGUAUUUGUCAGCUUAAAGGUCUCAUGGCAACUGCCUAAAAUCUCAACAAUGCAGAACUUACUGCUGGAUUAUGUCUAUCAAGAAGUAGCCUAGGUGACCUAGUGAUACUAACAACAGGUACCGUCCCCAAACGUGGUAGAUGCGCACAGGCAUCGUUGCCUUUAAUUUGCGCUUGUUUUCAGUUUUCUGUUAACAAACGCUGUUUAAUGUAAUAUUUUUAGGUAAAUAUACCCUGCAGAUGAAGUCGUGUUUGAGCAGAGGUAUUGUUCGCUGUCCUGUGACUGACAGAGAUUUUCCAUUAGCAUUCAAUCAGGAUGAACUCCUGAGCCAGUUAGUAGACUAAUACAAUAUAGUACUUAUUGUUUUCUCAAGAUUUAUCUAACGGAAGGUAUGAUCAAGUGUAAAAUCGUAGUCUACUAACAACCAAGGUAUUUAUAAUUAGUGGAAUAGUGAGUGCGUACGUGUGCGUGUGCGUGUGCGUGUGCGUGUGCGUGUGCGUGUGCGUGUGCGUGUGCGUGUGCG
Messenger RNA from Priapulus caudatus, 2583 nucleotides. RefSeq names its product zinc finger MYND domain-containing protein 19-like. The record is from RefSeq and is a predicted model, not a curated record. The transcript has 8 exons. Lineage: Eukaryota; Metazoa; Priapulida; Priapulimorpha; Priapulimorphida; Priapulidae. Bases 168 to 854 code for a protein of 228 amino acids.